Humulus lupulus (European hop) is the source of this 1471-nucleotide messenger RNA. Its product is annotated as probable indole-3-pyruvate monooxygenase YUCCA10. NCBI's taxonomy places the organism in Eukaryota, Viridiplantae, Streptophyta, Magnoliopsida, Rosales, Cannabaceae. The record is from RefSeq and is a predicted model, not a curated record. Gene Ontology annotation, molecular function: flavin adenine dinucleotide binding; monooxygenase activity; NADP binding. The coding region runs from base 151 to 1293 and encodes 380 amino acids. The transcript is spliced from 4 exons.
GGAAAUUGACAUUGUUGAGUUUGAGCGAUAGAGUCCGCACAGUUGGUUUAUUUUUAUUGGCGAUCGUGCUGUGAACAGAGAAGAGAAUCUUGUCUACUGAAAACUUGUACAAAUUGUACAAUACUUUUCUUUAUCUGAGAAGGAAAAAAAAUGGCGGUGGUAAUAGUAGGUGCCGGACCUUCUGGCCUGGCCAUGGCUGGUUGCCUGAGCCACCUAUCGAUCCCAUACAUCAUCCUAGAAAGAGAAGACUGCUUCGCAUCUCUUUGGAAAAAGUACGCUUACGAUCGACUCCAUCUUCAUCUCAAAAAGCAAGUUUGCGAGCUUCCCCACAUGCCCUUUCCCUCUAACUUCCCUUGUUACGUUCCCAAAAACCUGUUCCUCCAGUACUUGGACGACUACGUUUCUAAAUUCCAGAUCCGACCCAUUUACCAGCGGACCGUUGAGUCGGCCUACUACGACGAGGAUUUACAGAGAUGGAACAUCAAAGCCAGAAUCAACGAUCCGGGUAAUGAUGGUGACAAUAAUACUGAGGAAUAUUCCGGUACUUUCUUGGUGGUGGCCACCGGCGAAACUGCCGACCCUUUUGUGCCGGAGAUUAAAGGGCUGGAGAGUUUCCCAGGGGAGAUUCUUCACUCGACCCAGUUCAAAUCAGGGAAAGUGUUCCGAGACAAGAAGGUUUUGGUUGUUGGAUCUGGCAAUUCCGGCAUGGAAAUUGCUCUUGACCUUAGCAACCACGGCGCCAUAACAUCGCUUAUCGUCCGAAGCCCGGUUAAUUUUUUCUCAAAGGAGAUUCUUAAUUUUGGGUUGUUUUUGGCGAAGUAUCUACCAUUCAAAGUGGUGGAAUAUUUGGUGGUGAUGCUUAGUAAGUUAGUGUAUGGAGAUUUAAGCAAGUAUGGUAUAGAAAGGCCCUCUGAAGGCCCGUUCACUAUGAAGGCCAAAUAUGGUAAAUUCCCAAUUAUUGAUCUCGGAACUUGCCAUAAGAUCAAGACCGGCCAGAUUCAGGUAUUGCCAGCAGAGAUAGAAAGCAUUGAAAACGACAUCGUUUUGUUGAAGAAUGGAAAGUCUUACCCAUUCGACUCAGUAGUGUUUUGUACGGGAUUCAAGAGAUCUACGCACUUGUGGCUUAAGGGAUAUGAUUGGCUGUUAAAUGAUGAUGGGUUUUCGAAAAUAAGUUACCCAAAUAAUUGGAAAGGAAAGAAUGGUUUAUAUUGUGUGGGUCUAUCUAGAAAAGGUUUCUAUGGAGCCAAAGAAGAUGCUAUCAACAUUGCAAACGACAUCAAGUCUAUGGUGUGACACAAAAUGAUGACACCAAAUGGGAAAAGAAGAUUUAAUGAGUUGUGUUGCUAAAGAAUUAAUGUUGUUACAUUAUUGUUAUUGUGAAUGACUUCUUUUCCUUUAUUUGGUAGACUUUUAUGUUUGUAGAAAUCUUUUUAAUAUAAAGUGAUUGUACAGUAUUGGCUUGUCCAUAAAA